Molecule: messenger RNA, 1371 nt
Organism: Panicum virgatum (switchgrass)
Lineage: Eukaryota; Viridiplantae; Streptophyta; Magnoliopsida; Poales; Poaceae
Exons: 1
Coding region: 1-1371 (456 amino acids)
Source: RefSeq, a predicted model, not a curated record
AUGGAAGCAGAGGAGGAGGAACCUCGUGAUCAGGCGCCGAUGGAGGAGCCAAAACCUGUGGCGGUGGAGGCGAAGAAGCCUAAGAAGAAAGCGAGCCCCGGCAUGAAGGCGAAAAAGGCCAAGAAGGCGGCCAAGCUUGCCGUGCAAUCGCUGGAGACGUACAGCGGCGACAGCGCCUACCGCUUCCUCUUCGACUGCAUCGCCCAGCUCUUCGCCGAUCUCCUCGCCGCCGACCUCGACCAGCUCUCCCAAGGCGGCGGCGGCGGCGGCAGGCGGGCGAAGAUCGGGCUCGCGGCCAAGUGGUGCCCGACGCCGGGCUCGUCCUUCGACCGGACGACGCUGCUCUGCGAGGCCAUUGCGCGCCGCCUCUUCCCGCGAGACUCGAGCCCCGACUACGCCGGCCUGCCGGAGGAGCACUACGCCUACCGCGUGCUCCACCGCCUCCGCCGCGAGGCUCUGGUGCCGCUCUGCCGGGCCCUGGAGCUCCCCGAGGUGUACAUGAGCGCCCAGCGGUGGUCCGAGCUGCCCUACACGCGCGUGGCCUCGGUGGCCAUGAGGCGCUACAAGGCCCUCUUCAAGAAGCACGACCAGGCGCGCUUCGGCAAGUACCUCGAUGACGUGGAGGCCGGCAAGGCCAAGGUCGCCGCCGGCGCGCUCCUGCCGCACGAGAUCGCCGGCCCGGCCUACAAGGACCAGGACGACGAGGUGUCGGAGCUGCAGUGGCGCCGCAUGGUGGAGGACCUCCGCGACAAGGGCUCGCUGAGCAAAUGCAUCGCCGUCUGCGACGUGUCCGGGAGCAUGACCGGCACGCCGAUGGAGGUGUGCGUCGCGCUGGGCCUGCUCAUCUCGGAGCUCAGCGAGCAGCCAUGGGCGGGCAGGGUGAUCACCUUCAGCUCGGACCCGAAGAUCCACGCCAUCAAAGGCGACACCCUCCGGCAGAAGCUGAGCUUCGUCGAGAGCAUGGGCUGGGGCUGCCACACCAACUUCCAGGCCGUGUUCGACCGCAUCCUCCGCACGGCGACCGACGCCCGGCUGGCGCCGGAGAAGAUGAUCAGGACCGUCUUCGUGUUCAGCGACAUGGAGUUCGACAUGGCGUCGGCGCGCCCCUGGGAGACCGACUACCAGGCCAUCCGCCGCAAGUUCCGGGACGCCGGGUACGGCGGCGUGGUGCCGCGGAUCGUGUUCUGGAACCUGAGGGACUCGCUCUCGACGCCGGUGACGUCCAAGCAGCCGGGCGUCGCGAUGGUGAGCGGCUUCUCCAAGAACCUCGUCAAGCUGUUCCUGGAGAACGACGGCGUCGUGAACGCGGAGGCCAUGAUGACUGCGGCGAUCGCUGGGGAGGAGUACCAGAAACUUGCCAUCUUUGACUGA